GUCCACCUAAAGUACAAAAGGCGUUAAAGCAUUCUUAGUGCACGCGGAAACUCCGUGCGGAACGCGCGUUUAUUACGAUAAAAUUAUCGCACGAUUUCAAGAUAGCCUCGCUGCUGGAAAGAUAUUCAGAUUUAACAAUGCCUGAAAUUGUGAAGCAGUUUCCAAUAGAAAAGGAAUAUGAGAAGAAUAAAAGUAUCACAGCAGAUGAUAUAAAUAAAUUGAGAGAAUGGUUGAUGACUCAGAAACAUUUACCUGGUGAACAUCUUAGUGACCUUGACCUGGCCAUCGUAUUCCAUUGCUGCGAUAAUAGUUCGGAAGUCUCUAAGCAGGUGUUGGACCUCCACUACACGCUGCGUACUCUUUUCACAACCUUCUUCAAAGAUCGGAUAGUUGAUCUCAAGUUAGAGGGCGCACUUUACAAUGUAUUGAUAGCUCCCCUGCCGACCCCAACUGUACAGGGCUACCGCGCAAUGUACCUCAGACUUUUGGACCCAGAUUCCCGUAACUUCAACUUCCCCGUCACCGCCAAAGCAAUGAUGAUGGUAUUCGAUCUAUGGCAGUAUCAAGAAGGAACGUGGCCAGGGUUUAUCUUAAUGAUAGACAUGGACCAAAGCACGCUGGGUCACGUCGCUAAGUUAGACCUCAUGAGUCUAAAGCAGGUUCUAUAUUUUUUACAAGAGGCAAUGUUGAUCCGAUUGAAGGGGGUGCAUUUCUUAAACGCACCGUAUUUUAUGGACAAGGUGAUGAUGUUGAUAAAACCUUUCAUAAAGAAGGCUUUGAUGGACAUCAUACAUAUACACCAGCCGAAGUCUGAGGAGCUCUACGAUUUUGUACCGAAGAAAGCAUUUCCGAAAGAAGAAGGCGGUGAACAUAAAGAUCACAACACUAUGCGAGACGAAACAAUCGAUUUAUUAAAAACAAAUACACAGUUCUUCAAAGAGGAGAGUCUCCGCAGAGUGAACGAAGCACUCCGAGCCGGAGGUAAGAAGACUGUUGAAGAUCUGUUCGGAAUACAAGGCAGCUUUAAGAAAUUAGACAUAGAUUAAAUAAACCAAAUAGAGUAUAGAGAUGUUGAAAAAUGUAUGAGGGUCUUAUAUAAAUGUAAAUAAAAUGGUUUAUU
Messenger RNA from Papilio polytes (common Mormon), 1120 nucleotides. Its product is annotated as clavesin-1-like. The transcript has 7 exons. Lineage: Eukaryota; Metazoa; Arthropoda; Insecta; Lepidoptera; Papilionidae. The record is from RefSeq and is a predicted model, not a curated record. Gene Ontology annotation, cellular component: membrane. Bases 138 to 1046 code for a protein of 302 amino acids. Gene Ontology annotation, molecular function: phosphatidylinositol bisphosphate binding.